UGAUACAACAGGCUAUUCGCCUUAUGAACUAAUGUUUGGUAGGCAGCCCAGACUGCCAAUUGAUCUUGUCCUGGGAAUCCACCCUGAUAUGGGGAAUCACAAGACCCACUCAGCGUAUGUUAAGGGCCUUCGUCAACGCCUUCAAGAGAGCUACUCUUUAGCUGCGAAAAACUUCCAGAAGAUGGGAGGGAAGAACAAGGCUAGGUUUGACAAAAAGGUCAAGGCAGCUGAACUCUUGGAGGGGGAUAGGGUCUUAGUGAGGAACGUGAAUAUCAGGGGGAAACACAAGCUAGCAGAUAGGUGGGAACAGGAAAUCCAUGUUGUUGUCAGACGGAUUAAAGACAGUCCCGUCUAUGUAGUUAAACCUGAAGCAGGGGAGGGGCCGCAGCGCACAUUACAUAGAGAUCUUCUUCUGCCGUGCGGGUUCCUGCCUGUAACAGAGAUCAGAGAGCACAGUUCCCCCAUUGACACAUCAAAGAAGAGGAGAUUGAGGGACAAAACAACAAGAAACACACAAGAGGAUGUUGACUGUCAGGAGGACGAGUCGCGCAGUGAGGAGGAUGAACUGUAUCCUAGCGCAUGGGUGCCAGAAAUCAUCACAAGAGGUCCUUUCCUACAGAAGGAGGGAGGUUCCCAUGAGCCUCAGCCAGCUUCCAGGGUGUUAAACCCUAAUUCCCCUUCCUUUGUGCCCCAAAGCUCCUCACACUUACCUGAGAGACCUAUCCAUGAGUUUCGAUCAGAACCUCCUCUUGUCAGCUCUGAGGGCAGUGGUAUUGUCACACAUCCUACUUCACAAUGUAGAGCCCCAGACCAUGUUAUUAUUGAUAUCCCAGAACCUGAUAUGACACACAUCUCACCUGUUAGAGAGAACACAGAUCUCAUCACCACAGACCCUGUAGGUGUAGACACUGAUGAUGUGACACCAGAGAGCCUAGAGUCAGAGGCCACGAGUGUCAGGCGUUCUGUUAGGGAGAGACACCCACCUCGAAAACUCACUUAUGAUGAGCUCGGGGAGCCCUUAACCUUGGCCAUCAGUUCGUUCUUUCAGGCUUUAGGAACUGCCAUUUCACCUGUAGGGGCAGGUAUGCAUGCAGGGACUCAUGCAGUCUAGAGGGGGAGAGUGUAACCCUGUUAAAUUUAUUGCACUGUGAUUUCCAGAACCCUUUGAAUGUUUUUGAAUGCAUCGUAGUUGUUUCUCGCCAGGUAGUGAAAAUUCUGAGCUUACCUGAACGCAUCACCUGCAGCUCUCCGUGUGUGCGAAAGGAGGGACAAAAAAGAAGGAGGAAAAAGGAAAAAACCUUGUGCAGCCGCAGAGCAAAGAGUCCUCUUUGCUGACUAAAUGUGAUGAUAUUUUGUGUUGAAGUGUGAUAGAACUGUCGUUAGAAACAGAGUGUGAAGCGAAACUCACCUGGUAGCACCUGGUAGAAGUGAGACUGAUCACGGGAGCAAUUCGGACGAGUGUUUCCCGAUCUUUCUGGACUAUUCUGGCUGGUCUUUUGUGAGGGACGAGUUCUUCGGUUCAAUUGUGAUUCCACACCACCGCCGCUGCCGUGGAGAGGCUCUUGGUUCAACUGCAACCCGCAUCACCGCCAUGCUGCAUGGAGGCUCUUGGUUCAACGGGAUCACCGUGUGGAUACCAGUGUGGUAGGACAGGCUCAGUCCUGAGGAGUGACACCCUUUUAUUUGCACUUUAGAUUCUGAGAUCUCAGUAUUUUUUUUUUUAUUCAUUUUCUCUAUUUUUUUUUACAUUUUUGCUAAGAAAACUGAUUGAUAAAGGAAAAAAAACCCUGUUUUCUCAUUGGAGGACCCUGGAAGACAAUAAAUAAACUGAGUAAACAACGGAAAACCGGGAAUAAAAAGGACAAUUUAACACAUUAAAAGGGAAAGAAACAUUUUUUUACUUUUUAUUUUUUUUGUCUUUAUUUUCUUAAUACACCGGUACCGGUCAGGUAAUUUUCAGUUCAUACUGUGAAUUUAAUUUCAUUUAAUGUGGAAAAAAAACCACUCAAUGUGUGGAAACUGAACGUUCUAAGUUGAAGAGAAGGAAAUUGAAUACCUGAACAUAAACGUUUAAACUGCAUUCUGUGUUACGUGUUGUGUGAGUUGGAAAUCAGUUGCUUUAAUGCUCAGUGCUACUGCCAAUCUCCUUACCCGAACCUAAUGAAUAGACAGGACCUGAUAGAACCCGAGUAGACUGAGGAAAGGUUACAAUUGGUUCAGAGAAAUACAAACAUGCCAGUGCUUUUCCCCCUUUAUCAGAAAGGUAUUCAGUGAUUCCAGACCUUUCUCUAGCACUGACACAUUGCUGUGGAGAUAGAUCUGGAUAAGUGAGACUGAAUAGUCAGAAUAAACCUUUAUUUUUCAGUUACUAAUUAUCUCAUCUCUCUUUUCUCUUCCAGGUAAGUUAACAGGGAUCUUUACAGAGCAGAGGCCUCACUGUAGGAGGAAGCCUGAGUACCUGGAGAAGACUGCAUAGAAGGGCUCCCCCAUCUCGGGUUCAAACCAGGAACCAUCUUGCUGUGAGGCGACAAUGCUAACCACUGCACCGCCAUGGAUCUUUUUGAGAUGCUGAUUACAGAGUGCUGUAGAGAUAAUGGGGUUUUUUUUGGUUUGUUUUCUGCUGUUUGUUGCUGAGGAGGUACUGUGUAGUGGAGAUGCAAAUGAUUUUAACCUAAAACAGUAAACUUUUGUUGGGUUUUGGCCGUUAGUUCACACGACAGUAGCGUUUUGGGGGCCUGAAAAUGCAAUCUUGUCGUGUUUGGUGGCACUAUGCAGUUCCUCUUAAAAAUGGAGACUUUUGGUGGACUCUAGAGCUCUGUUUGCGCUGCUCACUGCACCAUCACUGUGAACAGCAGAGACACAUAACUUACAUGCACCAAAUACUGAAUCUACUUACACACCAAUGAAGGGCAACCAAAAGGGGCUUUUGGUCCCGGGAGGACAAGCAAGUGGUGGGAAAACUUUGUGAAUGGCGUUGUGGAAGAGAAUGAAUAGAAAGAAACUUUCAUGUGUCUAAAGCCUCCCUCGUUGCCCUGAGCAAAGAACUUUGUCCUCACAUCGAGGGGGAGAGGAUGCACAUAAGAUCACCGCUUGGAGUCCUAAAAAAGAUGGGGUGCACAUUAUAUUAUUAAGUGAUGAUCUACGAUAAACUGCUAAUGCCUUUGGGUUGUCAUGGCCGACUGUGUCUGUUAUUGUCAGACAAACAUGCAAAGCCAUCUCUAUUCACUUUGGUCCCACAUACUGUACAUUCAGCUGCCUUUCGCUGUGCCCCAGGCCAAAGCACUAGUUACUGCAUUUCAACAUGCUCAUGGUAUGCUUCAGUGUUUGAAGCCAUAGACUGGACCUCAGAAAUCUGAUCUCUGCAGCUGGGAGUGAUGACUGGUGAAAAUGAACCAAAUGGUGAUGAGCUGAAAGAUGUUGAAAGGUUCAGUAGAGUUGAACUGUUGGGUUCAGUAAUUCCAUUCACAUCACAAAUAGUCAUUUGAUCCAUUGUGUAUAUGAACACUGGAGCUUUAAAGAUAAAUAUGAUCAAGACUGAUAAAAAAUUUGAAGACAUUAGGGUUAGCCAUGUUAGACAUGGAUUACCACUUUAAGCACUGGCAGUCCAUGUCUCAGUGUGAACCUCCAAGGAGGGUAUCAAAGCAUCACAUGAGGAUUAUUUCAAAACCAGUGAUCAUCUUGACCUGUACAGGACAGCUACAGACACAGCUCUCGCUCUAACACACCUGAAAGUGAAUUAUCUCCUUUGGAAGCCAUUGGCUCUAAUUAGACCCUGUAUUUAAUUUAACACAGCAUGGAUGAAACAGCUACUUAUCACCACCUCCUCUUAUUCCAAAGCCAGAACACAGGUGCUGCUCUACUUACACAGUAUUCCCCUGACAGGUAAUUACUAGACUACAGGGAUUUGGAAAGGGUGGCAGUGCCUUCAGGGAAAACCUUUUUUUUUUGUUUUGUUCAUAUCCCCUUUGCAUCUACCUUCUCAUCUACCUGCUUUACUUCUUAUUUUCAUCCUUUCGUCCUACUGUUCUCCCUCUCCAUUUCCUUCUUUUCCCCCCCUUUCUUUAUCCUCCUCCUCUCAACAACAUCAGGCCUGUUUGAUCUUCAGCACUGAAAACCAGCAGCUACUACUGUGCCAUCAAAAGCAUCUCUAUGGUUGCUAUGGUUAUUCACUUAGAUACAAUUACUAUAGCAACACUGUUUCUGGAGGCCUGGGAGGAAGUGGCUCAGUAGGAGUCCAGGUGGAGACACACAAAACGCGUACACUACAUUGAAUAUGCACGGGACAGUUUCCUGUUGGUGUGCCACUGAGAAUAUAACAUGGAAUGCAGUCUUUCCUCUCUAGAUACAAUCAGUGGGCACAGGUUUUGGUUUGGUCUCUGGAUACAUAAGAUGAUACCAAACCUGGCAACCUCACUGUGAUGACAAAACUCCAGGGGCCUCAUUUCUAACCAUGGCAUACAAAUGAAGCUGUCCUUGAAAGAUGCCUAAGCCACUUCUCAUGACAAAGAUUAAAUUUGUAAAAAAAAAAAAAAAACAGCAUUGGAGACUAAACAUAUGCAUAUUGCAGGGAAAUGUAACAUCUUGACAAUGCCCUCAAAUUCAUUGUUUUUAAUGUAGAGGCAUAGUUGUGAUCGAAUGCCAGAGCGCCAUGGUGCACAUGCGUUUCCGAGUUCCUAUUUUCUUAUGCUCUCCUAUUCUCUUCCACAGAAUUAUCGGCCCAUUUCUAAGCUGCCUUUCCUAUCCAAAGUUCUUGAAGAGGUGGUGCUAAUUCAAUUCUUAAUUGUGUUAAACAAUAUUACCAUCUUAGAUGCAUUUCAAGCUGGAUUUCGAAACAACAUAGCACUGAAACUGCUUUCCUAAGGGUCACUAACAAUUUACUGAUGGGUGCUGAUGCUGGGGAAUGUUCUAUUUUAUUGCUUCUUGACGUCAGUGCUGCGUUUGACACUGUCGAUCAUAACAUUCUCAUCAAUAGACUAAAUCAAUGUGUAGGUAUAUCUGGAACUGCUCUUUAAAGGGAUAGUGCACCCAAAAAUGAAAAUUCAGCCAUUAUCUACUCACCCAUAUACCGAUGCCCUGGUGAAGUUUUAGAGUCCUCACAUCCCUUGCGGAGAUCAGCGGGGGCAGCGGCUAGCACACCUAAUGGCUGACUGCGCCCCAGACUAACAUCCAAGAACACAAAAUUGAAACCACAAAAUAUCUCCAACAUGCUCAUCCCUAGUGAUCCAAGUGUCGUGAAGCCCCGACAUAAAAAGUUGUUUCGAAAAACGUCAUUUGAACUUUGUUUUUAGCCUCACUGUAGCCUGUAGCUCUGACUGCUUCUCUGUGCUCCGCGCUGUUUUUUACUCAUAGACAGCCCCUGGAAUACAGAAUGCACUCCCAGUUUGAAAGGCCAGUGGUCUCUGUCAUGUAUCUGUGCGGCCAUGGUGCUACAAACUUUGAGGGCCUUUUUGCUACAAACACAAAAACAAUACUGACAUCAUUAGAAAGCUAAGACUAUAUCCAGUAGUGUAUAACACUCAAAAUUAUGAGUCAGUGUGAUGGAUAAUGAUAAUGAAAAUGAUAAUGAUAAUGAUAGUCACUUCUUGAUUAUAUGUCAGAUAAGUUACAAUUUUGUUAACAAUACUUCAGAAAACACUACUAUGAGCAGACUGUGAACCACAUUAGCUCAGAAUGACUUAGUACUGUCUUUGCUGCCAAUGCAGUGUUCCUAUUUGCAACCCUCUUCAUCAUUUUUUUUUUUUUAAAUAUCAGUUACAGAUGGGUAUCCUUAUCAUCGCCAUCCCUUUUCUAUUCUCUGAGAUUGAUCAAUACAUGGCUGAUCUGACCCUGCGUCAUCAGUCACAGCUGCCUAGUUGUCAGAACGAGAGGCUGGUUCAGAUGUAACAUCGUCAUGCUAUGGAUCAGCCUGUUAGCCCAAUCAAUCCCUCAUCAGCGCUUUUUUUAGCCUCAGCCCUGUCCAGGUCAUUAACAGCUGCCAAUAGCCUCAUUAGACCCUGCAGCUGAUAGUGUUAUUCUCUGUCUCAUUCACUCUCUUGUGAUGGACAGUAUACUGUAUGUACAUAUGGUUUAAAUUACUACCUCGUUGAGAAUUUCAGCUUUAUGUAGAAUUGUUGUAACAUUUGUAAAAAUACAAAUAAAAGUUGGUCGAUCAGAGUGAGAACAGAGUCAAAUAUUUUUAUAUGUGAGCCUUUUCAUUUUAUUUUCUUGUUUUUUUAACAAGGGAAAAAGCACAGGACAUUGCUUCAUAUGUAAAAUACAAAUCAGAUGCAAUGCAUACAGGUUUUUAGCCAUAGCUGAUUUACAACCUCUGACCCUGGUUAGGCUUUUAGAAUUAAAACAGUAAGUGUAAGAUUACUGAGCAGGGAGUAAUUCAAUGCAAUAAUACAAUACAACACAACAUAUACAAUAAAAUAUGGGCGAAGACUAAGUCAAAGAGGAGACCACAAUAAGAACAGAGACAAAAGAAAACACUUAAAGAGUAUGUUAUUUAGGUAUGAGGUCUGCAUGUGUUUGUGUGUAUGUGUACAUGCCACACGUAUG
Epinephelus moara (kelp grouper) is the source of this 6540-nucleotide messenger RNA. RefSeq lists its product as uncharacterized. The transcript is spliced from 3 exons. NCBI's taxonomy places the organism in Eukaryota, Metazoa, Chordata, Actinopteri, Perciformes, Serranidae. The record is from RefSeq and is a predicted model, not a curated record. The coding region runs from base 32 to 1111 and encodes 359 amino acids.